GAGGAGGUUGUGUGCACACGCUGCUCCUGAGAGAAGGUGCCGGGCUUGGGGGGUGGGCCUGGGGGCCGUCCCCAUCCCGGGGAUGGAGAGGGCCUGCCCAAGCUGGGGGGUUCCGGGGAGCUGGCCCUGGGAAUGGUGGUUUCCUGGUAACUGAGCCCCUGGCACUGUCCCAGUGAUUCAGCUGGGCCUUUCUGGACUGUCCUCAGAACUCUCUGUCCCUUUCUGGGUGCUCACCACACAGCUGCAAGCCAGUUGGCUGCAGCUUCUGGCUGGGCCUUUCUGGACUUCAGCUCUCAGCCCCUGCGUCCCCAUCUCUGAGACCCCCGCCCCCUACACCGGGCCUGGCGCCCCUUCCCUCCCCUGGGCCUCAGGCGCUGCCCCUGCACCCGCCUGCCCUGCAGGAUGCCCCAGCUGAGCCUGUCCUGGCUGGGCCUGGGGCCGGGGGCCGCCUCCCCGUGGCUGCUGCUGCUGCUGCUCGGGGCCUCCUGGCUCCUGGCCCACGUCCUGGCCUGGGCCUGCGCCUUCCACGCCACCUGCCGCCGCCUCCGCUGCUUCCCGCAGCCCCCCAAACGCAGCUGGUUCUGGGGGCACCAGGGCCUGAUUCCCCCCACAGAGCAGGGAAUGAAGGUGAUGACUCAGCUGGUGGCCACUUACCCCCAGGGCUUUGCGUCCUGGAUGGGCCCCGUGACACCCAUCAUGUUUUUGUGCCACCCUGACGCUAUCCGGUCUGUCCUCAACGCCUCAGCCGCCGUCGCACCCAAGGACGUGGUCUUCUACGGCUUCCUGAAGCCCUGGCUGGGGGACGGGCUCCUGCUCAGUGGAGGUGACAAGUGGAGCCGCCACCGCCGCAUGCUGACGCCCGCCUUCCACUUCAACAUCCUGAAGCCCUACGUGGAGAUUUUCAAAGACAGCGUGAACAUCAUGCUCGCCAAGUGGCAGCGCCUGGCCUCGGAGGGCAGCGCCCGUCUGGACAUGUUCGAGCACAUCAGCCUCAUGACCUUGGACAGUCUGCAGAAAUGCGUCUUCAGCUUCGACAGCCACUGCCAGGAGAAGCCCAGUGAGUACAUCGCCGCCAUCCUGGAGCUCAGCGCCCUGAUCGAAAAAAGGAACCAGCAGUUCCUGGUGCACACGGACUUCCUGUACUCUCUCACCCGCGACGGGCGGCGCUUCCGCCAGGCCUGCCGCCUGGUGCACGACUUCACGGACGCCGUCAUCAAGGAGCGGCGCAGCACCCUCCCCGGCCAGGGCGGCGACGACUCCCUCAAGGCCAAGGCCAAGGCCAAGACUCUGGACUUCAUCGACGUGCUCCUGCUGAGCAAGGAUGAAGACGGGAAGGAGCUAUCAGAUGAAGACAUAAGAGCGGAGGCUGACACCUUCAUGUUUGAGGGCCACGACACCACGGCCAGUGGUCUCUCCUGGGUCCUGUACCACCUCGCGAGGCACCCGGAGCACCAGGAGCGCUGCCGGCAGGAGGUGCGGGAGCUGCUGAGGGGCCGUGAGCCUGAAGAGAUUGAGUGGGACGACCUGGCCCAGCUGCCCUUCCUGACCAUGUGCAUUAAGGAGAGUCUACGGUUGCAUCCUGCAGUCCCAAUAAUCUCCCGUCGCUGCACCCAGGACAUUGUGUUCCAGGAUGGCCGGGUCAUCCCCAAAGGUGUCAUCUGCCUCAUCAGCAUUUUCGGGACCCAUCACAACCCAGCUGUGUGGCCGGACCCCGAGGUGUAUGACCCCUCCCGCUUCGACCCAGAAAACGCCAAGGAGCGGUCGCCUCUGGCUUUUGUUCCCUUCUCGGCAGGGCCCAGGAACUGCAUCGGGCAGACCUUCGCCAUGACCGAGAUGAAGGUGGUCCUGGCGCUCACGCUGCUGCGCUUCCGCGUCCUGCCCGACAAGGUGCAGACGGAGCCGCGCAGGAAGCCGGAGCUGGUCCUGCGCGCCGAGGGCGGCCUCUGGCUGCGGGUGGAGCCGCUGGGCGCGGGCGCGCGGUGACCCAGCCCUGCAGGCUUAACACGCACUGUGACCCCGCCACCUGCCUGUGCGGACUCCCAGCAAUAAAACUGCUGUCACCUGU
Microcebus murinus (gray mouse lemur) is the source of this 2065-nucleotide messenger RNA. The record is from RefSeq and is a predicted model, not a curated record. NCBI's taxonomy places the organism in Eukaryota, Metazoa, Chordata, Mammalia, Primates, Cheirogaleidae.